Molecule: messenger RNA, 1449 nt
Organism: Closterium sp. Yama58-4
Lineage: Eukaryota; Viridiplantae; Streptophyta; Zygnematophyceae; Desmidiales; Closteriaceae
Source: the annotation of a GenBank genome assembly
AUGUGCUCUAUGUGUUCUCAAUUGAUGCGCUCAAGGAACCCGCUGACUCGAGAGGAAGGCGGUCGUUACCACGUAUGCGUGAUCGUGUCACCCAACAUGUUCGAUGGCCGAUGCACUCGAUCCCACUGGGUUAAUUUGUUUCGUCUGCGGAGACCAAAGACAAACGCCAGAAGCUUCGUGAUUUCCCUGUUUGACGCCACACGCUUGUGGUCGCUUGGAGCUCGUCAGAUCGCCGACAUCAGAGCUAAUCCGAAGCUGGUCUCUCUGGGGGUCAAAUCUGGGAUCGCAGCUACACUAGCCGCCGUGGUUUGCGUUCUUGAGGAUCCCAUUCCAGACCUAUCAGAGAUAGGAAUAUGGGCUGUGGUGACAGUGGACCUCGUGUUCGAGCCUACGGUCGGAUCGUCGCUAGGCAAAGGCGUCAACAGAACGGCUGGUACACUCUUGGCAGCCGUUCUCGCAUUUGGUGUCAACCACGCCACACCUCACCUUGGAGAUGUGAAGCCUCUCUUUCUGGCGAUACUUGUUUUCUUGGGCAGCGUGAUUCCGACCUACUACAGAUAUCGGCCGCCGUUCAAGGAUACGUGGAGCUAUUCCUUUCUCAUGAUGUCUCUCACCUUUCACAUCUUGAUACUAUCGGGUUACCGCCAUGAGGAGAAAUUCUAUUAUCCCUUGGCACGAUUGGUGAUGAUCAUGUUGGGGUUCACAAGUGUUGGACUGGUUCACAUCUUCAUUCUGCCAACCUAUUCUGGAGACCUCCUCCACAAACUUGUUGUCAGUAGACUGAGAUUAGUUGCAACCGAGCUGGACAGGUGUGGGGAAAACUGCGUUCUGGAAAACAGUUCUACAGGCAGUGUAAUGACGGUUUGCAGCGACAUCCUUUUCUGCCAAGCUGAUGUAGUCAAACAUCUAUCGGCAAUCCAAUUUGAGCCGCCACAUGGAAAGUUUUUCCACGGGUACCCCUGGAAGGCUUAUUGUCAAGUUCUGGCCAGCCUUCAGAACUUAGCUCUCACCGUUAUUACCAUGGAUUCAAGUAGGCAUGCUGUUUUUCAAGGAUAUACCUCUCUGGAGCAGGAUCUGGGAGCGGAGAUGAGGAACCUGCUGCAUGAGUGUUCAAGGGUUGUAAUGAUGCUAGCUGUGUCCAUGGAGAAUUUUAUCUGGGACGGAAGACCAGCGUUGGCUCUUCUGCACACCCAGAAUGACUUGCUGAAGGAAAAGGCUCUACACAGCUUGCAGCUGCUCGUACAUCUCAAGGCAGUAGCGGAAGUUGAAAGUGCGUGUGACACCCCAUGCUCUUGCUCACACAUGAGCGUGAGCCCAACUGCAUGGACCACCGAUUUCAAGGUGAUGGAGGGUUUACUCUCUCCACGCUAUAGUACUCGCAUGGAGCAUCUGCGACAAGCCAAGUGUUUGCACGGGUCCAAAAGUGGAGGACAUGGCCAGCAGUUGUAG